GAGGAAGAAGAAGACGAAGAAGAAGAAGAAGAAGAAGACAGCCAACCCGACCGACAAGGAGAUCAUUAAGUUUCUACUUCCUCUUUCCAGUCUCUGUAAAUCUUCACCUACACCAGCCUCCCCUCCGUCAGAUCAGGCCUACGUGCAAGCAGCGGCCGUUUUCCAUCGGCUGCGAUCGGAGAAGACGUCCUCGCAGCAGCUGCUGCAUUAUGAGAAGAAGACGGACACACCGCUGCCACAGAGCGGGGACAAACCACCCCAGAGACAGGCCUUCCAGCUCGCCUUCAGCACACUCAAAUACCAAGAUUUACUGGAGGACAUCAUCACUGACAGCUGCUUCCACACGUCUCAGCAUAUUACCAGCGACUUGUUGCCCUUGGCGAUGGUGAUGCUGUUUGACUUCCAGGAACGAAGGUUUUUAGUGAAUGAACGCUCAGCAAAAGAAGGGGCGGAGCCUCUGCAGGAAGUCAGGGACAUGGAGAUCAGUCUGCUGAGGUGGAAGACAAAGCUAGCGGCCUCGCUGGCUCGCUGCAGAGUGAAACAGAGUCUGCAGAGCGUCUCCUGUUUUCUAUCUGAUCCUGUCAGGACCAAACAGAACAGAGCCAAACGUUUGCCCCUCUACGCAUGGGUCAAUACUCUGAAGACCAGCGUCGACGAAGUGUGUGAAGCCCUGAAAGGCGCAGGAUUACGAGAAGCGAAGAACCUGACUGAUCUCGAGGAGUCGACGUUCAGCAGAGACCCGCUCUGUGCAGACACACUCGUCCUCUCUCGACGGCUUCUCGCUCUGCUCCAGCACAGCACCGUUACACAUGCGCUCAACACACAGGACAGAAGUGUGUGCGGGGUGAGUGCAUUACGCCCCUUGCUGUUUGAAAAAGGUGACGUCCUGGUGGCGGGGUCUUUCUCUGCCGUCACUGUGGCUCACGUAGCCGUAGUGGCUGCUGAGCGCUCUGGCCGAGUGUUGGUGUGUGCCGCUGAUCACACAGCUUCACACAUGGAAGAGAUAAAAGAACUGCUCGCACUAAUGGACAUCAAAAAUUUUCGAGUCCUGUCAGAGGCGUUCUCUGGUCUGGACGAGUGGAACGCCAGUGUUCAGCGUUUAAAAGUCAUCAUAGUACUACCUCAGUGCUCAUCCUCUGCCCUCAAUGACCCUGUACCCACAAUGCACAGCGAACACGGAGAUUGGGAUCUGCUGCAUGACUUGUCGUACGGUUCAGUAUCGCAGAAGAAGAAACAAACAAUGGCCACGCAGCAGGCACGACUUCUCGCACACGCUCUCUCCUUCCCAAAGGUUCAGACGGUGGUCUACUGCACGCGCUCAGUUUAUCCCGAGGAAAACGAACAGCUGGUGAAAAGAGUGUUAGAGAAAACACACACUCCCUCCAAACUGCUGCCUUUCAG
This is a messenger RNA of Labrus bergylta (ballan wrasse), 1401 nucleotides long. Lineage: Eukaryota; Metazoa; Chordata; Actinopteri; Labriformes; Labridae. The record is from RefSeq and is a predicted model, not a curated record.